Messenger RNA from Haliotis rufescens (red abalone), 1230 nucleotides. RefSeq lists its product as uncharacterized. NCBI's taxonomy places the organism in Eukaryota, Metazoa, Mollusca, Gastropoda, Lepetellida, Haliotidae. Bases 1 to 1230 code for a protein of 409 amino acids. The transcript is spliced from 7 exons. The record is from RefSeq and is a predicted model, not a curated record.
AUGGGGGUGUGGUUGGCGGAGCUGCUAGUGGCCGAAAAGCAGAGGGCGAAUUUGUUGGUCGAGAAAGUGUCGUUUAAGGGUGUGGAUGUUGUAGAGAAUGCGAUUCCAUUAAAGAAUAUCAGCCUUGAUGUCAUGUUGAGAAACUACGAAAAGAAAUUAAACGAUUUACAAACCGCAGGGCUAUGGAAGGUGAAUGAUGUUAAACCGUGUGAAAAGGAAAACCAAGCAGGUAGAGCUUGUGUGGAAUCCAGUUGCCGCGAACUCAAGCCUGCUACACCCGAAGAAAGCCUGAAAAAUGUCUUGUCCACCAUGUCAGGACUGAACCCCGAAGAUCUCGGACUCUUAAUGGGGCUGUUCCCAGAGCCCCCUACCGGCAGGAGAGCAAUGUUCGUCACUGCCGCUUCCAGCAACCACUACAAUGAAUCUCAGGGUCUGAUAAGGAACCUCCAUCAGAAUGUCUUCCCACUGAUAAAUAACUACACAUUUGUAUAUUAUGAUCUCGGAUUGUUGCCAUGGCAACGACAACAGCUCAAGAAACAUUGUCGUUGUGAAGUGAGGAGCUUUCCGUUGACGUUUAUGCCGUCCAGGUUGCAGAAUCUCAAAUGCUACACGUGGAAACCAAUGAUUGUGCAAGCUAACCUACCUAAAGCAGACAUAUUGGUAUGGAUGGACGCCUCUGUUAGAUUUUCAAACAAUGACAUCAAACCCCUGCUGGAUGACGUAGAAAGACGUGGCAUGGUCAUUUACCCAGGUGGGCAUUCGGUUGCACAACAUACUCUACAGGUUGCAAUGAAGUACAUGAAAGAGGACAUCUGCAGCCUCGCUCCAGUCCUUGAACACCCAGCAACAUUCAUGGUGUUUGGGAACGAAUUGCUGAUAAGAGAGGCUGUUGUCAAACCCUGGGUGGCCUGUGCCAUUAGUCCCAAUUGUAUGUGUCCCCGAGACCCACAUCUUGACUUGUUCUGUAAUACUAACAUCCACAAUUACAAUAAGUGUCAUCGAUUUGAUCAGUCAGCUAUCAACAUCAUACUUGCCAAACUGUUUCGCGGUCACACAUCUACAUUUUAUUCGACAUACGGCAUGCACCCAAAAGUAAAGUUCAUGCGUGGUCAACGUGAUAAUUACUUUCAUGAACAAGAGCAAAAACGCAUUACAGGAAAAUAUGAUAAUUCAUUGACAAGUGGCCAUCUCGUCUCGUUGGACCACGUUAUGCAGGAUCAGUUGUCAUAG